UCUUUACUUUUUAUUGCAUUUAAUGUCAUUUUAAGUUCUCAAGUUUUGAUUUUUAUCAUUUUUUUCUUGCUAUAUUUGUUAUGAUUUGGUUACAUUGGCCUUGUUAACUUGGUGUGUAUGUGUAAAUUUGCUUGCUAAAUAUCUUCUUGUUAGUUCUUGGGAAGAUGGUGUUUGGGUCUUGUCGUUGACAGGAUUCGAACCCUCGUCAUCCGGUAAAGGGGGAAGGGAGCAAGGGAGAUACCGUUGGACCAAGAUAUUGUGUGUUUAGUUUGUGAAACUGUGAGCUUGUGCUAAUGGGUGGUUGAGACUGCUAGAUAGUUCUUGGUUUCUGGGUGUUCAUAAAUUAUUCAAAGAAUGAGUGGCAUGGGUGAGAACUCCAGAUUUCAGAAUAACAAAAUUAAGAAGCUAGAAAAUCUUAAAAGUCAAUAUAGUAAAGAUGUCACAACUGGGAGUGAGCUUUGGACAGAUGGCCUUAUAUGUGCUUUUGAAUUGGUGAAAGGGCAUAAAAGAUCAAGUUCAAAGUCCCACUUGAAGAUUCAGCCAGCUCCUCGUGUAAAUGGUGAAAGGUUAAAUAAACAAGUGCCUACUCAUGGCCGAGUUGAGGCUUCUACCAGAGAUGAUAAUAAUAGUUUACUGGAUUGUACAUCUCUUAUUGAGCUGGGAACAAAUCAAGUUGGCUCUGUGAAUGAUGACAUAGAUAAUCAUGACUCCCAAUGGGAGCAUGCUCAUACUCCUGAGAAAUUUCAAGGGAGUCAUUGGGUUCCAAUCGGAUGGACUAGAAUAUCUGAACUUGUCAAAAAAGUGCAAGUGGAUGCUGCAUGGGUCUCACAGCAAUUUGACUUCAUGGAUGAUGAAGAUGAUCGUACUAUUGCAGACUUAGCAGCUCCUUAUUGGGAGAGGGCAGCUGGGCCGAUAUGGUGGUGCCAUGUGGCUGCUGGUCAUCUCUUCGUUGAUGAAUGGCUCAACAAUGCUCAGUGGUUGCACCCUGCCAUAAGCGUUGCUUUAAGAGAUGAAAGUCGGCUGAUAAGUGAGCGAAUGAAACACCUUCUCUAUGAGGUCCCUGUUAGGGUUGCUGGUGGUCUAUUGUUUGAGCUAUUGGGACAAUCAGCCGGUGAUCCUUAUGUUGAUGAAGAUGAUAUUCCAGUCGUUCUUCGUUCCUGGCAAGCACAAAACUUUCUAAUCACUGCAUUACACAUGAAAGGAUCUGCAUCAAACGUAAAUGUACUGGGCAUUACAGAAGUUCAGGAACUUCUUUUUGCUGGUGGUAAUAAUACACCGAGAACAGCACACGGAGUUAUUGCACAGCUAGCUAGCCGCCUGGCUCGAUGGGAUGAUAGAUUGUUCCGGAAAUCUAUUUUUGGGACAGCUGAUGAAGUGGAGCUGAAGUUUAUAAACAGGACAAGUCGUGAAGAUUUAAAUCUUUUGAAUAUUAUCCUUAAUCAAGAAAUCAGGAGGCUAUCAAGACAGGUUAUUAGAGUGAAAUGGUCACUCCAUGCUAGGGAGGAGAUCAUAUUUGAGCUUCUUCAACACGUUAAGGGAACCACUACUAGAAGCUUGCUUGAAGGAGUACGAAAGAGUACACGGGAAAUGCUUGAAGAGCAAGAAGCAGUUCGUGGCCGAUUAUUCACUGUUCAAGAUGUCAUGCAGAGUACCAUGCGUGCAUGGCUGCAGGACAGGAGUCUCAGGGUCACUCAUAAUUUGGCCGUUUUUGGUGGAUGUGGCCUUGUUCUUUCAAUCAUCACAGGGCUGUUUGGAAUCAAUGUUGAUGGGAUCCCUGGAGGAAGUAACACGCCUUAUGCUUUUGGUCUCUUCGCAGCUAUUCUUUUCUUUAUAGGAAUAGUGCUAAUUGCUUUAGGAUUGCUCUACCUUGGGUUAAAAAGGCCGAUCACAGAGGAGCAGGUUGAAAUUAAGAAGCUGGAGUUGAAGGAGAUGGUAAAAUUAUUCCAGCACGAAGCAGAGACGCAUGCCCAAGUUCGUAAGAAUGUUUCCCGCCAUAAUUUGCCCCCAACUGCCGGUGAUAGAUACCGAGAUGAUGCUGAAUACAUUCUCAUCGGUUAAACGUUUCAGUAGUUUUUCAUCCAUGAAAAAGAAAUCAGAACACUCUGUGUUUCCCAUUAUCAUCUCUGUAGUGAGGAUGGAUUCAGUCUUGACUAACUAUAUAGUCAAACGAAGAAGCUAGUCCCAGUGAAAAGGUAUCACGACUGAAGAACACUGCUCUAUUAACCUCUACUGCAGCACCGCAAGUCUUGUUGAAGCUGUCAACUUCAAACUAUUAUCCUCCAAGGUGCAAGGUGCUAGAGUAAUAGUUAACAACUUUGCCAUGUUUUCUCUCUUAUUCUUACAUAUACGUCAAUGGUUUUUUCUCC
This is a messenger RNA of Daucus carota subsp. sativus, 2366 nucleotides long. RefSeq lists its product as uncharacterized. Gene Ontology annotation, molecular function: metal ion transmembrane transporter activity. The record is from RefSeq and is a predicted model, not a curated record. Gene Ontology annotation, biological process: metal ion transport; transmembrane transport. NCBI's taxonomy places the organism in Eukaryota, Viridiplantae, Streptophyta, Magnoliopsida, Apiales, Apiaceae. The transcript has 8 exons. Gene Ontology annotation, cellular component: membrane. Bases 355 to 2058 code for a protein of 567 amino acids.